AUCGUCUUCGUCUCCUUGUCUCAAUCCGGCCUUCAAAUGGGCGAACCGGAGAGCUACAGGAGUGGCCGCCUCGGGGUUGUCGAAGGGCGCCGCCGGGUCGGGGGGAGGGCGAUGGUGGUGAGGUCGUCGAGCCUGGAGACGGCGGCUCCGGUCGUCGGACAGGUGACCGAUGUCGACAAGGACACCUUCUGGCCCCUUGUGAAGGGCGCCGGCUCCAAGAUCGUCGUUCUUGACAUGUACACCCAAUGGUGUGGACCUUGUAAGGUGAUGGCUCCUAAGUUUCAAGAAUUGUCUGAGAAGCACCUUGACGUUGUAUUUCUUAAGCUUGACUGCAAUCAAGAAAAUAAGCCCCUUGCUAAAGAGUUGGGUAUAAGGGUCGUCCCGACCUUCAAGAUUCUCAAGGACAGCAAGGUUAUAAAGGAAGUAACAGGGGCCAAAUUGGAUGAUUUAGUUGCUGCAAUUGAGACGGUAAAGUCAAGCUGACAUACUUCAUAUUGAAAUUGGGCACUCCAGAUAAUAUGGAAGAAUCUUUUAGAAAAUUUUAUAGAAACGCUUUGAUCAUCUGGAAUGGUGUUCCUUGGCUGUAAAGAAUGGUAUAUGCUACUCCUAAUGAUAAAGAUAUGGAUAAUACUGAAUGUGUUCAUUUUACAUUUUACUUCAGAUUAAGAAUAUGAUGCACCAUCAUUUCUCACU
Molecule: messenger RNA, 693 nt
Organism: Elaeis guineensis (African oil palm)
Lineage: Eukaryota; Viridiplantae; Streptophyta; Magnoliopsida; Arecales; Arecaceae
Product: thioredoxin F, chloroplastic
Source: RefSeq, a predicted model, not a curated record